AAAAAGGAAAAAGAAAAAGAAAAAGAAAGAAAGAAAAUGGAAAAAGAGGGGGCGAUGAAUACGAAGUAGAGCACGAGGAUGUGGCUGUUGUUAUUCCUCCACUUAAAUCGCCAAUCUCUACGAACAACCAAGAAAGAAAAGAAGAGGCAGCAUCAGCACCAAUUCAAUUCAAUUCAAUUCAAUUUUCCUAAAGGACACACCCACCAUUAUCAACUCUUCAAGCUCGAUUUCAUCUCCAUUCCUCUUUUUCUCCGCCCCCAUUUCCUAUAAAUCCUUCCUUUCCUUUAUUCAUCUUCCCUUCCGUAGAUCCCAAAUGGCCACUGUUUUCCACGCCCUUGGAGCUGGCUCCGCUUUGUCACCUCCCAACUCCUUACAUUCUUCCAACACCUCCCUCCUUCACCCUUCCAGAUCCCUCUCUUCUUUUGAGAGGAAAGGUCGUUUCUUUAUUGUUCGAUCUGACGGAAGAGGAGCUAACCGUGCUUUUACCCCUAGAUCUCGCUCCCAGCAUUUGAUCACUAAUGCAGUUGCGACCAAGGCUGAUACUUCAUCGGCUUCGACUACAUCGAAACCAGGGCAUGAACUCUUGCUUUUUGAAGCACUAAGAGAAGGUUUGGAGGAAGAAAUGGAUAGGGACCCACGUGUUUGUGUCAUGGGUGAAGAUGUGGGUCACUAUGGUGGUUCUUACAAAGUGACUAAAGGUCUAGCUACCAAAUAUGGUGAUCUUAGAGUUCUCGAUACGCCUAUUGCUGAAAACUCCUUCACAGGUAUGGGCAUUGGAGCUGCUAUGACGGGGUUGAGGCCAAUUGUUGAGGGUAUGAACAUGGGAUUUCUUCUUCUUGCUUUCAACCAAAUCUCAAACAAUUGUGGAAUGCUUCACUACACGUCUGGCGGGCAGUUCAAGAUACCAAUUGUUAUUCGUGGGCCUGGUGGAGUUGGACGUCAACUUGGUGCUGAGCACUCGCAACGUCUCGAGUCAUACUUUCAGUCAAUCCCUGGAAUCCAGAUGGUUGCUUGUUCAACACCUUAUAAUGCAAAGGGUUUGAUGAAAGCUGCCAUCAGGAGUGAGAAUCCCGUGAUCCUCUUUGAGCAUGUUUUGCUUUACAACUUAAAAGAAAGAAUUCCAGAUGAAGAAUACAUCUGUUCUCUCGAAGAAGCUGAGAUGGUUAGACCUGGGGAGCAUGUCACGAUAUUGACAUAUUCUCGGAUGAGGUAUCAUGUGAUGCAAGCUGCUAAAACUCUUGUAAACAAAGGUUAUGAUCCCGAAGUAAUCGACAUCAGGUCAUUGAAGCCAUUUGAUCUUCACACUAUUGGUAAUUCAGUGAAAAAGACUCAUCGAGUACUGAUCGUCGAGGAGUGCAUGAGAACUGGUGGAAUCGGUGCUAGUUUGACAGCAGCAAUCACGGAGAACUUCCAUGAUUAUUUAGAUGCACCAAUUGUAUGCUUGUCGUCUCAGGAUGUGCCAACCCCUUAUGCAGGGACUUUGGAAGAUUGGACAGUGGUCCAACCUGCCCAAAUUGUCACUGCUGUUGAACAACUUUGCCAAUAAUUAGUUUAUAAGCAGCUAUAGCCAAUCUGUGCUUGGACUUCAGUCAUAGAAGAGUUAUUUCUCUCUGUUCAACCCCCAUCGAGUUAGUUUUAAAGAAAGUUCCGCUUUAUAUCUUUGAGCAAUUUUUCAUUGUUGAGAACUCUGUAACAGUUUGAUUGUUUGUUUUCUCUCAUUCCCCCCUGGUUUCAUUCUUCUUUCAAACUUGUUUAUGUAAUUGUCAAAGUCAGAAAUAGGGCCAAGCAAUAUGGGGGGGUCUUUAUCAGUUCCUAUAGGAUCUAUGAACCAUUUUGUUUCUAAUAUUACCUGAUGGAUGAGUUAUUCAA
Cucumis melo (muskmelon) is the source of this 1869-nucleotide messenger RNA. RefSeq names its product pyruvate dehydrogenase E1 component subunit beta-3, chloroplastic-like. Gene Ontology annotation, molecular function: pyruvate dehydrogenase (acetyl-transferring) activity. Gene Ontology annotation, biological process: pyruvate decarboxylation to acetyl-CoA. The transcript is spliced from 4 exons. Lineage: Eukaryota; Viridiplantae; Streptophyta; Magnoliopsida; Cucurbitales; Cucurbitaceae. The coding region runs from base 314 to 1546 and encodes 410 amino acids. The record is from RefSeq and is a predicted model, not a curated record.